Molecule: messenger RNA, 6164 nt
Organism: Acanthaster planci (crown-of-thorns starfish)
Lineage: Eukaryota; Metazoa; Echinodermata; Asteroidea; Valvatida; Acanthasteridae
Biological process (GO): cell-matrix adhesion
Molecular function (GO): calcium ion binding; protein binding
Source: RefSeq, a predicted model, not a curated record
ACCCAUUCAGAGAACAGAAAUAUAAUCCUCGGCACCGACGAGCUGAGCAGACGUCGGUUUUCACACUCAUGUUUAUAGGCCUAGGCCUACAUUCUACAAGUUGACGAACUGUGGUAGAUCUAAAAAUGCGACGCCGAUGCAAAGUGCAGACCGUUCUGCUGGUUCUUCUGUUUGCAUUUGAAGUACUGGUGUCGUGCGUGGAAGCUCAAGAUCAGAACAUCAGCAUUACAGCGAAUGAGUCCGUGCGUGUGGGAUCGCCGCUAUUUCCGAACAUCUAUCCAAACAAUGUUGAUCGCACCUGGAUCAUACGAACUGAUGAGGGCCGCAAAAUUCUGGUCACUUUCUUUGAAUUUUCCACUCAGCUUUAUAGAGACUAUUUUCGGGCUGGAGAUGGUGGCAACAUCGGAGUUGACGAGUUUUUUGUGUGGAGCGGUAAUAGAUUAGCUCCACGUCUUCUGUCAAGUGGCAAGCAGAUGUGGCUGCGAUUUACCUCAAACGGAGCAACCGGAGCACGUGGGUUUCUAUUUAACGCUGUCAGUGUACCAAUGACCGAAACUUUGACGUGUAUGCCGGGGGACUUUGAUUGUGGCCACUCUGUUUGCAUCGACGGUGCAUGGCAGUGUGACUAUACAACAGACUGUCGUGGAAGUGUUGAUCAGAGCAAUUGCGGUGAGGAUCGCUUUGUCUUCAUAAAAAAAACUGAAACAGCACGACUUGUUUCCCCGAACUAUCCCAGCUACUAUCCAAGUGAUAGAGACUUCACAUGGAUCAUCCAAACGGAAGACGAUCGGAGAAUACGUGUGAGCUUUUCCAGCUUUGACACUGAGUAUCGACACGACUACGUCCAGGCUGGUGAGGGCAACGUAAGCGCAGUCAACACUUUCUUUGAAUGGAGCUGGAGGAGGACACCACCCGAUGUGUUGUCCAAUGGAAACACUAUGUGGUUAAAAUUCCAUUCUGAUGGAAGUAACUCACGACCUGGAUUCUUGAUUUCAGCUUCUAGCGUACCGAUCACUGAUGUACUGAAUUGUUCUCAAAAUGAGUUUGACUGCGGACAUUCAGUCUGUAUAAGUGGGGACUGGCAGUGUGACUACGUAAUUGACUGUUUUGGUGGAGGCGAUGAACUCGGUUGUGGAAGAGGGGAUACCAUUUAUCUCAAUUCCACCGAGACAGUCGAAUUGAGUCCAGAAACCUAUCCAAGCAGCUAUCCCCUGAAUAUUGAUAGUUUAUGGGUAAUUGAAGCGGAAGAAAAUCGAAAAAUUCAAAUUACGUUCUCGAAGCAUGUGUCAGUGUCUGGACCCUACAAAUUCCGAGCUGGUGACGGUAACGACAGUGCAAACGAGAAUAGCGUCUUCUUUGAGUGGAGCAGGUAUUCUUCACCUCCUGAUCUUCACUCAGCUGGUCGUGCGAUGUGGCUGAGUUUUGAGCCAACUGGAAAGAGUUCUACCAAAUUUGCAUUUCCUCUUUCCGCAUCAAGUAUUCCAAUGGCCGCCACUCUGGUGUGUUCUCAGGGCGAUUUUGACUGUGGUCAUUCAGUCUGCAUACCUGCGGGCUGGCAGUGUGAUGAUUUGACAGACUGCGUCGACGGAAGUGAUGAGCAUGAUUGUGACGGCCCACGAUUCAUAUUCAUCGGUGAAAAUGAAACCACUCAGCUAGUCUCCACAGGUUAUCCCAACAACUAUCCUAAUAAUGUGGACAUUACUUGGAUCCUCCAAACGGAUGAAGAUCGCAAGAUAAACGUGACCUUUCAUGCUUUCAGUACACACUGGUAUGGUGACUAUCUUCGGGCUGGUGACGGCAACAUGACUAGUAACGCGUUCUUCCAGUGGGCUGAUUACUACAAACUGCCCCCUGAUCUUCUGUCCAGUGGGAACACCAUGUGGUUGAGGUUCACGUCCGACAGUUACAAUACCAGACCUGGAUUUUCACUUACGGCUUCUAGUGUAUCCUCAAGAGAAACUGUAGUGUGUUCUCCAGGAGAAUUGGACUGUGGGCAUUCUGUCUGCAUACAGAGCGCCUGGCAGUGUGACAAUCGUCGUGACUGCAUCAAUGGAAAAGACGAACAACGUUGUGACGAAGAUCGUGAAGUUUAUGUCACGGAGUCCGAAAUGGCCUUGCUUGCAUCCCCACGUCAGUCCACAUACCACUACUACAGCAACAACAAAGACCUCACUUGGAUAAUCCAAACAGAGCAGGGCCGGAGGGUUCGGCUGAUCUUCAGUUACUUCAGAACAGAAUAUCGCUACGAUGUUGUGCGCGCGGGUGAUGGCAACAGCAGUGCAGAUGGCGCAUUCUUUCAGUGGAGCUGGAUAAAAGAACCACCUGAUCUGCUCUCCAGUGGGAGUACAAUGUGGCUGAGGUUCAUAUCUGACGGAAGUGGUAGAUACAACGGGUUCUCUUUACUCGCUCACAGUGUUCCGCUUAACGAAAAUCUGACGUGCCUUUCAGACGAGUUUGACUGUGGACAUUCUGUUUGCAUCAGGAGUGAGUGGCAGUGUGACAAUAUAGUUGACUGUUUGGAUGGAAGUGAUGAACUCAACUGUGGAAACAUCAACCUCACUGCAGUGGGAACACUCCACAUAACACCUCCGUGGUACAGAUCGUUUGGUUUAACUCCCCGAAACCUUGACGCAACCUGGGUGAUCCAGACGCAGGAAGAUAGGAAGAUUCUCCUCACCUUCUCUUAUUUUCGAACUGUGUUCGAGGAUGGGAUCUUCCGAGCCGGGGACGGUUCAAACAAUGCCAAUGGCACAGGCGUAUUUUUCAGUUGGAGUGGAAGGCGACUUGCUCCUAGUAUUCUUUCUAACGGAAGUGCAAUGUGGCUGAGCUUCGAAACUGGAAAAGCAUCUGUGGGGCAACCGUUUGAAUUGCAAGCCGCCAGUGUACCAUCAACUGAAAACAUAACCUGUUCUUCGUCGGAGUUUCACUGUGGACAUUCUGUCUGCCUCAAUGGUGCCUGGGUAUGCGAUGGCGUGUCUGACUGUUUCGGUGGAGUUGAUGAACGUAACUGCGACUCCUGUGAAGGUCGUUGUUUCUUGGAUGGCCCUCGACUUGGAGCUUGUUGGUGCGACGAUGCUUGUGUCCAGUUUGACGACUGCUGCAAAGAUUUUAGGUCAGUCUGCAAGGGUCAACCGGACAUGGAGCUGAGCACUAUACAGCCAGAAGUAAUUGAUGAAUGUGAUCCUAAUUCACCAUCGCUCAACUGUGAUGUCAACGCAAUAUGCAUCAACAACUCCAGGAACUACGUCUGCACGUGUAAUCAGGGCUAUUCGGGAAAUGGCACCUCAUGCACGGACACGGAGGCCCCAAACAUAUCCUGUCCUGCAAAUAUGACCGUUUACACAGCUUGUGGAAAGACCUUUUCAUCAGUUGCACUUCCUGACGCAGACUCUGUGUCUGACAACUCAGGGGUAUUUUCGGUCACCAUUCAUAUCGACGGCUCCACCUAUAAUGUUUCUGAUACAGUCAGCUUCUAUCUUGAACAGUCUCCAUAUGUAUUGCGCUACAAUGCCACCGACGAAUCAUCCGGUACCUCAGAUUGUGAAACUUACAUUACAGUUGCUUCUGUCCCAGAUGCAUCAUUCUGUGAAGCAACAGGCAACCCCCCGAAUUGCAUAUGUCUGUCCCACGAGGCACCGAAUUGCACCUGCUCCUCUAGCUACUGCGGGCAUGACUGUUCUCAGUCAGAAGACGGGACGGAAUGCACCGGUCCAGCCACACCGUUCCCAAACUGCACAGACGUCGAUAAGUGUAAUCCGGGCCACUCUGGUCCACGCUGUGAUGCCGAUGAAGGUUCCCUUCAGUGUCCGGAAGUUCAUAACAAGUGUUGCAAUGACGGAGCUUCACCUGCGACUGUUAAUUGGACGCUUUCCGGGGACAAUGAUCCACUUGGAACUGAUAUCACAUGCAUGAAUGUGAAGGAUGGGAGCACCGGGACUACUUCAGGCGGAAGUUUUGGCGUUGGAACACACCACGUGGUCUGCUCGUCAGCCAGCGGUGGUUUCUCAGAUUGCUUAAUUUCGUUCAGUGUGUCUGUGUAUCCAAAUCUGUGGGUACCAGAAGUGGCUGAUCAGUGUACCGAUCCAGGCAAGACCACAUCAACUGUGACAUGGGAUGAGGUGUAUGCUAUGGACACUGGGGAAGUAAUCAUUGAUUGUACAGAUUCCGGUGAUGGCGUCGAUGUCAGCGUCACUGGAGGUACAUUUGGACCAGGACUGCACACCAUUACAUGCGUUGCAACUGACGAUGCUGGCUGCAUGACACCCAAGAGUUUUAAAUUCAGUAUCACACAGGGCAAUCUUAUUCCCUAUGGCCCAGACGUUGGUGACGCGCGACUGUCAGAUGAAUCACAGCCAAAUCAUACCGGCGAGAAGGACUUGAUAUCUCAAACCAUCUAUCCUCCGCAUUUCUUUCCUUUCUGUCGAGGGCUUUCUGACAAGAUUUAUUUCACUGACAAUGGCGUAAUCCUUUUGUCUGAGGAGCCAAAACUUGACAAAUUCUCCUUUCCGGGUGCCAAAAGUCCAUCUUACUCCGGAACUGGCAAAAUGAUUACUCCCCUUUGGGCGGACGUCAACAGCAAUGCAUUCACUGAUACCAGUGAUGUUUUCUGGCAGGUUUACAGGAACGACCUCGGCGUCAACCAAGCCAUGUUGGAUGUUAUUAGUGCCGUAGUUUCAACCAGGUACAGCGAUUUCAGAGCAAACUGGGCGCUUGUCAUUACCUGGAGUAAUGUCCGGAGUAACAUCGUACAAGUAACGACGGCUUCACUCGAGACAGUCACUUUCCAAGCUGUACUUGCUACUGAUGGGACUCAUGGUUAUGCCAUAAUCAACUACGAUCCUUGUGGUUGGAACUGGAACCCCACACUACAGCCUCUAAACAUUAUCCGUGGUUAUACCUGCGGAACAUCAGAUGAGCCUGUCUACAUCGGCAGCCCUAAUGACUCUUCAUUUAGUCCCAGUGAUACUGUGGGCAACUCGGGAACACUUGGACGCUGGAUCUACAAAGUUGACAAACUUCCAGAUGAUUUCGUAAAUCCACGUUUGUCUUGCUAUACAUGGUACAAACGUCAAACACCCUACCCGCGAUUUGACGCCUACUACCCUCCAUUUGCCGACACGUGCCCUUGCAGUCUAGUUAGUGCCAACUUUGACUGGCGAUUCACAAAGGCCCCGUCCGAUAAUGACGUGCCUCGAGAACCUGUUGUUUGCUUUGUUCGACUGUUUCAAUUCCCUGGGACGCCAGGCCCUCGAUGCUGCUACAACGUGUUCACCUGUGAUCUUCUGUAUGGCGUGAGGAGCCCAAGCAUCGCUUCGGUCUUUGAACGGUUCCCAGUCAGUCCAGUAUACUAUACGGAAGACUUGUACCAGCAAUGGCUAGAUGAAGAGCAGCAGGCUCGCAAUGAUUGCUGCUUUCAGUCAAAUCUUUGCCACAUGUACAUAGAAUGGCGCCCUCUCAUGACAUGCAGGUCAUACAAUCCUCCAGUCUGGGUGUGGUUCUGGGGAGAUCCCCACAUUGUAACCCUUGACGGACUCGAAUACACCUUCAAUGGUCUGGGAGAAUAUACACUCGCACUCAUCGAUGACGACGAGGGACAAAGGGUGUUUGAACUGCAAAGUCGUACCCGCCGAGCAGUGGAUACAGAGACUGGCGAACUCAGCCAAGCAACUGUCUACUCUGGUUUUGCGGCAGAGUACAUCGGAGAAUUAAGGGUGGAGAUCAAGUUGAGUAGUAAUGCCACAGAUCUGCUAACUACUGUCAAUGGGACCGUGGUCACACCCACAGCUGAAGGAUUAAGGUUUGACAAUCUGUUGGUGAUGAGAGAGGAGGACCCUAUCAAAGUGAGCGUCAUGUAUUCCGAACACGUCACAUUCGCUGUCGGGGUCAACAACAGUAUGGCCAACAUCACCGUCCUACUCAACCAGGAUUUUAAAGGCAAAACGAAAGGACUACUAGGUGUAUGGGACGGUGAGCCAAACAAUGACACUUUGAGGCGUGAUGGAACGUUACAGCCGGCCACAGGUCCAAAUGGGAAAAUGCUCGAACGGGACUUCUUUGCGUUUGGCGAAACCUGGCGUAUUGCGGAAGAGGAUUCCCUGUUCUACUACCAGUCUCCCGAGGAAGCUAUAACUCCUUGAAUGACCCGACUUUCACACCGGACUUCC